GCCGAGGAUCUGCGCCUCGGAAUUUCCUGUGUUUUCCGAGCGUGGGGCGAGGCAGACGGAACGCGGAGGCGCAAAGAGGCGGGCAGGUUUUCUCAGGUGACGCUGCUUAGCUUCCUGCUACCGCAGCAAUUUGCAGCUAGUCGGAACUGCCUCUCCGGGGAUCAGCGACCCGGCUAGCAUUCUUGCCCUGAAAGGAUCCCACAUUUGAUACCAUGACUCAUCUCACCAUUCAAAGCGUUCGCGAGGUGAUGAAAGCCAUGUUGGAGUCGCCCUGCUUCGAUCGGGUGGCGAAUAAGAUGAAGGUUGUCUCUGCAAACCCUGGAAAAAUUGUCUGUGAAAUGAAAGUUGAAGAACAGCACACAAACAGAGGAGGAACUCUGCAUGGGGGCCUGACAGCAACUUUAGUAGACAUUGUGUCAACAGCUGCAUUAAUGUAUACUGAAAGAGGAGCACCGGGUGUUAGUGUGGACAUGAAUAUUACGUACAUGUCAUCAGCUAAGAUUGGGGAAGAAAUCCUGAUCACUGCUGAGGUUCUGAAGCAAGGAAAAACUCUGGGUUUUGCCAACGUGAAUUUAACAGAUAAGAUAACAGGAAGACUGAUAGCUCAAGGGAGGCACACCAAGCACUUGGGAUACCAGUCAUAAAAAAUAAAAUAAAAUCCUGAGAAGAAUGCAGGAUGGAGGAGUGUAACACAGAAAGUUUCAAAAGCUGAAGUGUAGCCAUUGGGUAAUGAAAUGAUAUUGCAAUGUUGAAAUCUGUUGUUUAAAUUACAUUGUCGGCCCAAGGUCAGAUUUGUUGGUGUAUAAGUGUACACACGUGGUUGUACUUGUAUUCAUAUUUAUGUACAAACAUGCCUAGGGUGGAUGGAUAAGGUGUGACUUUUAUUUGUUAAUGGAACAUACAUGUAAGAAAUAGUUUCUCCUGCUAGGAAAAAUUAGUAUGGUGGAAUUAAUAUAAGUGUGAACUUUGAAGCACUGAAGAAAAGAUAAGAGAAAACAGAAAGCUUUUCCUCCUGAAACUUAAAGUUCCUUUUGAGUUUCAGUUGUGGGAGGGACAGAUGAUGACAUUUUCUCUUUGUCAACCUCAGCAACUUUUAAGCCUGGCUGGCUGGGGAAUUGUAGGAGUUGAAGUCCACAGCUGCAGGUUGCUGAGGUUGGAAAACAUUGUUCUAAGCACUGGAUUGAAUCAAGAAGAGAAGCCGUUUUUCCCAGAUGUAAUUCUUUCCCUGCAGCUCUGGGAGGAACAAAACACUCAGGGAAGCAGUUUUCCAUCUUUGGGAAGAGCAUAAAAGGCGAUGCUAGGAGUUACAAGGUUUUCAAAAAAGUAACGUGGGAUUCAACCCAUUAUGUUUGCAGGGGCUCCAGGUGCCUUUUGUAUUGGUGCCUUUAAGCCACGGGGUUCACCUGAAUGUAUUUUUUUUUAAAUCCAGUGUUGAAUGAGUGCCCACCUAAUAAAACAAGGUGAAAGUCCAAAAUCUUUUAAAUGGCAGUAUUCUUUCCAAAGGAAUUUGUCUUGUUAAAAAGUCCUGAGUGGCUGCUGCUAUUCAGUAACAUUUUGAUUUAGAAAAUUUUAAUUUCAGUGUAAAUUCAUUUCUGCUAUGCGUACCACAACACCAGUAAGAAGAUUUUAUCCCUUACUUUCUUACACUUUUUAAUUUAAAAACUAUCCCAGAAUCAGCUGCACCGAAUGUAGAUGAGUGCAGAAACAGCGUAAGUGGUGGAAGGAGAAAGCAGAGGCUAAUAUUAAUUAAUUAAUUAAUAAUAAUAAUCUCAGUUGACUGAGUUUUCCUAUUUAAUAAAUAAAGUAAAUAAUAAUG
Messenger RNA from Ahaetulla prasina, 1816 nucleotides. RefSeq names its product acyl-CoA thioesterase 13 (gene ACOT13). Bases 213 to 644 code for a protein of 143 amino acids. The transcript is spliced from 4 exons. The record is from RefSeq and is a predicted model, not a curated record. Lineage: Eukaryota; Metazoa; Chordata; Lepidosauria; Squamata; Colubridae. Gene Ontology annotation, molecular function: fatty acyl-CoA hydrolase activity.